This is a messenger RNA of Phodopus roborovskii (desert hamster), 934 nucleotides long. RefSeq names its product sarcoglycan gamma (gene Sgcg). The transcript has 7 exons. The record is from RefSeq and is a predicted model, not a curated record. Gene Ontology annotation, cellular component: sarcoglycan complex; sarcolemma. Gene Ontology annotation, biological process: cardiac muscle tissue development; heart contraction. Lineage: Eukaryota; Metazoa; Chordata; Mammalia; Rodentia; Cricetidae. The coding region runs from base 3 to 878 and encodes 291 amino acids.
AGAUGGUAAGAGAACAGUACACCACAGUAACGGAGGGCACCCACAUAGAGAGGCCCGAGAGCCAGCAUGUCUACAAGAUCGGGAUUUACGGCUGGAGAAAGCGCUGUCUCUACCUAUUUGUUCUGUUCUUGCUCAUCACCCUUGUUGUGAAUCUCGCUCUCACAAUCUGGAUCCUGAAAGUGAUGUGGUUUUCUCCAAUAGGAAUGGGUCACUUGCAUGUUUCACAAGAUGGACUUCGCCUGGAAGGGGAAUCAGAGUUUUUAUUUCCACUGUAUGUCAAAGAAAUAAGAUCCAGAGUGGACUCAUAUCUGCUUCUGCAGUCAACUCAGAAUGUAACAGUCAAUGCUCGCAACUCAGAAGGGGAGGUCACAGGCAGGGUGAAAGUGGGUGCUCAAAUGGUGGAAGUCCAGAGCCAGCACUUUCAGAUCCGUUCUGAAGACGGUAAGCCACUGUUCACCGCCGAGGAGCAGGGUGUCAUGAUCGGCACCGGCAGACUGCGAGUAACGGGGCCAGAAGGAGCUAUUUUUGAACACUCAGUGGAGACACCCCUUGUCAGAGCUGACCCAUUUGAAGAUCUCAGGUUAGAAUCCCCAACCCGGAGUCUAAGCAUGGAUGCCCCAAGAGGGGUUCACAUUCAAGCUCACACUGGGAAAAUGGAGGCCCUUUCUCAAAUGGACAUCAUCUUGCAGAGCAGUGAUGGAAUGCUGGUGCUUGAUGCUGAAACUGUGGGUUUGCCCAAGCUGAAGAUGGGGACACCGGGUCCCUCUGGCAGCUCUAAGGGAUUCUAUGAGAUUUGUGUGUGUCCCGAUGGGAAGCUCUACCUGUCUGCAGCUGGUGAGGCCACCACCUGCGAGGAACACAGCCACAUCUGUCUCUGACAUCUUCUGCAGAACAGAUGUUGUCUUGGUGAGCUGAGAGCUGUGACCUUGGCCUU